AUGGCCACUCUGCACUCAAACGGCGGCUUUGGCUCUGCCGGUGCAAACGGAGCACCACAUGGCAAUGACAACUCCAGCUUCAACCCCAGUGCCAACGGCGACAUCGUCCCAAGAAUCCUCGCUGCCCUCGAGGUAGUCUACAACCCACGAUCCGCAAACCAGUCCCGCAUCGAAGCACAAUCUUUCCUCGAGCAGGUCAAGUCCCUUAAGGAGGGCCCCUCGCACGGCUUUACCCUCGCCUCCGACAAGGCGCAGUCGCCCAUCGUCCGAUACUACGGCCUGUCACUUCUCGAACACUCCAUCAUUCACAAGUGGGCCGAGUAUGACGACCAGGAGGCUGCGUUCCUGAGAGGCUGGGUGCUGGAGCUUGCCCAGCAGGCGACGAGGGAAGACCCCCAGUAUAUCAGGAACAAGAUCGCGCAGCUCUGGGUCGAGGUCGCCAAGCGCUGCUGGGGGGCUGAGUGGAUGGAUAUGGACCAGAUGCUCGUGCAGCUCUGGCAGUUGCCUGGCUUUGGCGUGCACAAGGAGUUUGUCCUGUCCGUGCUUGGCUCGCUGUCCGAGGAGAUCAUCGGCGGAGAUGACCCCAUUGUCGCAAUGCGCGAGAAUGUCCUGGACAAGGCCGUCGUUGAUAUAUUCAUGCCUGUGUCUGUCUUGGCCGAGGACUUCCCCAACCGCGAGGCCGGCGCGCCUGUUCGCUUCGGCUCCGAAGGCUGGCUUCAGCGCGCGGUGAGUCUGCUUGGCGAGGCUCUGGCAUCUGACAUCCAGGGCAACGACGAGGCGCGAUCAAGCGCCGUCAAGGCGCUCGUGUUGCUUACCAUCAUUCUCCCGUGGGCCUUCCCCAAAUCCGUAAUCGUUGCAAGAACCGUCCACUAUCUCUAUGAAGGCCUUGUCGCGCCUCACGUGGCUGUCCAAAAGGCAUCCCUCGAAGCCCUGCAUGCACUUUACUCCCGGAGCAACUUUGGCGACGAGCAGUUCUCGGCCCUAGUCUUGCCCAUGUAUGACAAGCCGUGUGUCGAGCGCUUCUCCCAGCUGUUUGCAUGGUCCACAGUAGAUGCCGAUGACAUUGACGACGACAAAUAUUUGUUCGCCAAGAAGUUUUCAGAAACAAUAUCACAUCUAGGCAACUACCUCGAUCGGAAGCUGGUCCGAUAUGAGAGCUUGCCAGAGGAGACCCCAGACCCUACGCUGAUCCUCCUGAUGGAAGACACGGACACGAUCCCGGAGCGCCAUGCCUUCCUGGGCAACUACAGACGUUAUAGCUCCCAGGUCAUCGAGAGCAUUGUGGAGCUGACACUCUCAGAUGCUAUCAACUACAUUCUCGGGCAGACUGACACCGUGUUGCAGCACCUAUACGACGGACAGCCGCCAAUAAAUCCGGCCAACUACGUCAAGAGCUCGAUGGCCUAUCUCCGCGUUGAUGCGCAAUUCACCGUGAUAGAGUCUGCCCUGAAAGGUUACGUGAGAUCAAGACCACCGAAGGGUGCCGACCCAGAGCAAAUUGAAGCUCAGAAGGCGCAGCUGGAUGAGCACCUUGAGGCGUGGUGUAAUCGAUUGAUUGAGAUGAAGUUCCAAGACCCGCUGAUCCAAAAGCGGCUCCUGCAGCUUCUGGUUGCCUUUUCUACCACUGCUUUGAGGAAGAACAACGGCUUCAUGCUCAAGGUGCUCGAACACAUCUUGAUGACCUGGCCCGCGACGCAUCCUGAGCACAGGGCGUUCAAUGAGGCAAUCAAGGAUCUUCAGGCCGAGAGUUUGAAUGAGCUUCAACGGCUGGCCUUCAAGAUGCCGGACAACCUACUCGGCGUCUACGACCAGUUAGAGGCCAAGAUCAACGAGAUGAGCGCCUCGGGAACCUUGGACGAGCGGAGACUCGUUAAUUACAAGACUUUCCUCUUCAUCAUCAUCCACCGUGCCACCAACAUUGACCAGUCAACCCGUAUUCAGCGGCUGCAGGCCUUUGUCGAGCCGGUCAAGGCUCAAUGGAGAGACGAGAAUCUGAAGCGCGCUCUUGCAACAUACGAAGGCUUUUGCGAAAUGACCGGGCUCGACAAAGCGCAGAGGUAUCUGGCGAACCACCGGGUCGAUCAGAUCUCUGACUGGGGCUCUGUUGAGCUUGAUGCCGAAGGUGCUGCUCUGCAGGCCGAGCUGGAGGAGCGCCAGCAGUUCUUGCCUCUGCGUGCUACGAAAUCCUUCCUGAACUACUCCGUAGACAAGCUCGAGAAGUCCUCGCCAUCAUAUCAAGCAUCGUGUGCCCUGUGGCAAGACAGCUUCCCCAUCAUACUUCCGGAGCUCCUCCAGUUUUUAAGCCAUGCACACGCAUCUGCCAAUCCCAGCAACUGGACGCUUCUUCCCAGUGAAAUGCAAUCUAUCGUCGGCCGAGUGCUCACGGAUAGGUUUUGGCAAGCCGGCAUUUCUGAGGGCAGCAAAGAUGAUUUCUACGCCAGGGUGAUCAAUAAGAAGAACACCCUGGAAGGCCUAGCAUCAUCGAUUCGUGGUCAGAUCCGCUACAUCCGCGAGUUCUGCUACUCGGUUAUUUUCUGCAUGAGCUGUCUCGAACAACAAUUCUACGGAUUCGAAGAGCUUCCGGGCCCACUCGCCCACGCCUUGUUCGCGGACUCCCACUGCCUCUCCCCCCAUCAACUCAUAGCCCUCCUUAACCUGGUCAGGUUGCUGGUGGACGUUUGUCCUGUUGAGCUUCGGCACCACUUCCUGCCCCCGAUACUGGCGGGCUGCUUCCAGCGAAUGGAUGCCAAGAUCAAGUCGGAAUGGGACAAACUGGAGCAGGCGGGGAACGUCCAGGCGGCUGCGGACGAAUUAACGGAGGAAAUGAAGGCGGAAAGUGUCCUGCGCCAGCUGACUUACUCUGCGGUCAUGAUGAUUGCGGACUUCCUAGAUCCCGCGAGGCUGGACGCGCUCCCAAAGGACAAGACACAAAACGAGCAAGAGUCUGAGCUUGUACCUCAGCAGCCUUCCCUCCGCAAAUUUUGCUUGAUGAACUCAUCCGUCAUCGAGCCGCUUCUGGUUUUUAUGGCUCACGCCAUCGUCAUGCAUGACGGCAGGUGUUGUGGAGUCGUGCUUCGUGUGUUUCGAUCAAUCAUACCCGAGUUCCGGAGCACCCACGCGGGCUCCCAAAGACUGCCGCAGGCGGAGGCACCGUCCAAGCAUGCAUCCACCACCGACAACUUCCCGAUCCCCGAGGAUACUGCGAAUGCUGUUAGAGAGUUCAUCUCGACGGACGUUCUCAAGGCGUGCAUCACCUCCCUGCACGAUCCGUACUUUGUGGAGCUGCAGCGUGAACUUGGAAACGUCAUGGCGGCCGUUAUUUCCAAUUACAGCCCGCUUACACAGACGCCACGCGAUGUGCUGUGCUCGCUUGGGAGUAUCAAGCUCGAAGAGGUGGAUGGUUGCAUCGCAAACAUUGGCCGUGCCGUGUCCAACCCUCGGCAACAACGCGGGCACAUUCUUGAUCUGCUCAAGGACCUCAAGGGGGUGAGCAUCUCGGAGAUGGGCAAGCUGCAGAAGAGCUCUGAUCCGUCAGGCUUCAAGAAGAAGUCGUCCGGCCGAAGCAAGAUGGCACAAGAGUUUAUGACGGCCCCGGCGUCGAACGGUCGACCAAUUGCCAGGCGGGACUCGCCGGAUCUCAGCGGUGUGGCGGGCCUGUUCGACGGUUGA
Molecule: messenger RNA, 3669 nt
Organism: Diaporthe citri
Lineage: Eukaryota; Fungi; Ascomycota; Sordariomycetes; Diaporthales; Diaporthaceae
Exons: 7
Coding region: 1-3669 (1222 amino acids)
Biological process (GO): protein export from nucleus; RNA export from nucleus
Cellular component (GO): cytoplasm; nucleus; RNA nuclear export complex
Molecular function (GO): small GTPase binding; nuclear export signal receptor activity; RNA binding
Source: RefSeq, a predicted model, not a curated record